GGAUGAAUAAAAGAUUUAAUUGAAUACAACCUAACUGACCUAACGAACGGCCACCAGAAAGACUCUCGAAAGGCUCUCGAAUACAAGGAGACGACGUGUUACGGAAUUACUUAAAAAAACUCCAUUUACGCAUUCCUGUUAGGCAGGAAAUGAGGGCCACUUUAAAGAACACUUAAUCGUGGUGGACAAGUGUGAUUGUCAAAGCGCUCUUGAAAGUCCCUGCAGUUCGGUUGAAUCUGUCAAGUUAUUUAUCAGCGAUGUCAACAAGUGAGCCGAAUGUUCAGAGCAAUAGCUCUCGGGGCUUAGCAACUCCUUCAAACGCCAUCGCCACCUUCUCUAUUCAAUACUCAACAUGGUUCUGGAUAACUCAUGCCCUUCUAGCAAUAAUAACAAGCUUGGGUAAUGGAUUGGUCAUCUAUAUCCUCUGUUCAAGACGUCAUCUGCUCAGACAGACCUCACCGAACGGACGAUUUCUUCUCUCGCUUGCGAUAGCUGAUUUCUGCGUAGGGGUGUUUAACGCACCGGCUAGACUAGUCUGUCUUUUUGUUACAACUUGUAGCGAUGAAGUGUGGUCCUUAAUUACAUUUUUUAUCAAGUUAUUCCUCAAUGAAUCCGUGACAAAUCUUUGUCUUGUAGCAUUGGACCGGUACAUUGCAAUCCUGCAUCCUUUCUCUCACCCAUUCAUAAGCAGACCAGUGGUUUCUAUUGCCUUUAUAUUAGCUGCGUGGGCUAUUCCAGUCUUAGCCGAGAUUCCAGAUCUCCUGAACAUGCUGCACUUGACCAACAUCUCUGUGUUUGAGUACAACGUCAUUUACACAGUGUUAUUCGCGAUCCUACCCAACAUCUUCAUGGCAUUUGCCUACCUUAGGAUCAUCCUAGUCGUGAGAAAACACCGCAAACAGAUACAAGCCCAGCAAACCAACCUUCACACCGCUACCACCACCACCACAGACCAGGGCGAUCAAGAUCGAAAGCAACCUAAACUCAACCGCAACAUGGACUUGGCGGCCGUGGGGGUUGUAGUAGCUGUUUUUCUAGUAUGUAAUCUGUUAUUUCAGUACUGGUUGACCUGCUUGUACCUCAUUCCCUCGUGUAAUACAUCAGUCGAGGAGACGACCAUUGUCGCAUUGCUUCGGUACCUGAACUCUGCGCCGAAUUUUUUCGUCUUUGCCAUCAUGAAAACGGAUUUUCAAAGAGAAGUGAAAGGUCUUUUUAAAUUUAAUAAACACUAGUUAACAACGAAAGCGAUGCUAAAGUUAUACUUGUUUUAUUUUAUUGCCUCGACGUUUUUAUGUAUAUUAAGUUCUCAUGCGGAACUUGUACAUCUCACGGAUUAAAAAAGAACGUUCUUAUUCAGAGUUAUUUCGAAGCUAUAUAAAUGCAAAGUAAAAUGUCUAUUGAAAAAAAGAAGUCCAUUUAAGCUAAAUAUGCUUAUUGCGCUUUUCAUCAUGGGACUAGGAAACUAAAAUGACUUGUGUCUCCAGCGAUAAUGUCGCUUUUGCGUCAAAAGUGCCUUAUUGAGUGUAACAUCUCUUAAUGCUUUUAUCGGAAAAAAGGCUGGAUCUCGGCUCAUCGAGAACUCACUAUAACCUCUUUUUUGGAUAUAUCUAUCUGACUAGAACAUAAAGUUUUUUUUUUCAACUGUAACGAUUCCGAUCAGGCAGAUGUUGAGAAAUAUGGUACUUUAUCUUAUCUGUUAUACAAAGGGAGUGUUUUACUUAUUCAAAUAGUCCAAAGAUAUUUAAUUUAUUUUAUAUUCUAACCAGUUUCGUCUUGAAAAAAAUAUAUAUCUAUAAGCCGACAAAAAAAAUGUCAAUUCCUCCAGUGUUUCUGCAAAAAAAAAAUAUGAUCAAGACUUAAACCUCCGAAGAAGGAAGUGUAUUAUUUACCAGCACGCAGCACUGUGCUAUGGCAUUUAAGUAGACACCUUUAAUUAAAUUUUUUGUGACAAAAACAACUUUAAAAAGGGUUGGCUUAAAUGAUAAUAUAUACAAGCAAAUUCGAGAAUUACCGAAGAUCCCUGACUCUGUGAGAAAAUACUUGUUUUUCAGCAUCCCUCGACUCAGCUGAUGACAAAACAGAUACUAUACUUUCCGCAGUUAAUAAGUAAAGCAAAUAUAACGGCGAACCCGAUUGCAAAUGAAGCGGUAAUUCUAGAAAAAAACAUUAAUUAACGUCGAUACGCUAUGUCAACGGAGAGAAUUGUUUCAUCAAGCCGUUAUGUUGGCAUUAACUUAAUAAAACAACAUUAGGCUGGAUCUGCCGCCUUAAAUUCUUUGGGUAUAAUGCUCUAACAGUAUAAGAACAUGGCUUGUUUGGCAAGGGCAGAGAAUAGCGCGGAGAUAGCAUAGGAGGCACGUUAUAUAUUAGUCUAACAGCUCCAUCCUAAUUUUAUUAGGAUAAAACUCAAACUCAAACAAAACUCAUCUUAGUACGAUUUCCGUAUUUUUUUCACAUUUUCCCCACAUUCUUUGACCACUACUUUAACGAGGAUGUCAAAAAUGUAUAAGUUAAAUGUUUAUAGAACAGUGCUCGAUCCAAAGAGCGGGGUACCUGAUGAGUGGGCUUUAUUAAACGGUAGUUCGCGUGUUUUUCUGCAUACCAAGAUAUAAUUUAAAUAGUUCUAUAGAUAUUUUCAUCUUCAUAAAAUAAUGCAAAUAACAAAAACUAUUUAAAAAAUCAUUUAAAACAGAGCAUUCGUAAAAGAUAAAAAGAUCUCUUAGCUGUCUCGGUACGAACAGCAGAUCAUAUAACAAUUAAGUGCAAGAAUAGUCAGUGAAAAGAGGAAAAAAUAGGGGAAAAAGUGCACGAGUCCGCUGCAAAGAAAUUGCAAUAAAGUAUUUGACACCUUU
Molecule: messenger RNA, 2852 nt
Organism: Nematostella vectensis (starlet sea anemone)
Lineage: Eukaryota; Metazoa; Cnidaria; Anthozoa; Actiniaria; Edwardsiidae
Product: octopamine receptor beta-2R
Exons: 1
Coding region: 258-1232 (324 amino acids)
Biological process (GO): G protein-coupled receptor signaling pathway
Cellular component (GO): membrane
Molecular function (GO): G protein-coupled receptor activity
Source: RefSeq, a predicted model, not a curated record